Messenger RNA from Lycium barbarum (goji berry), 1052 nucleotides. Its product is annotated as protein PLANT CADMIUM RESISTANCE 2-like. The record is from RefSeq and is a predicted model, not a curated record. The transcript is spliced from 4 exons. The coding region runs from base 87 to 659 and encodes 190 amino acids. NCBI's taxonomy places the organism in Eukaryota, Viridiplantae, Streptophyta, Magnoliopsida, Solanales, Solanaceae.
UAUAAUAAGUCGAAGUCUUCUAAAAAUAUCAUCACUUUUCUAUAUCCAAAAACCAAAACAAGAACUCAGCUCCCUUUCUUUUUAUCAUGAAGUCUUCAACAAGUUCAAGUGAUCAAUACCAGAAAUUUUCAUCUUCAUAUGGCGACGAAACGCCGCUGCCAGAUGGCGUUCAAAUGAGCUCGAAAACUCAGUUUUACGUAGAGACCAUGGAUCCGCAGCCGGCUAUGUAUAGAAAGAAGAAGAAUGACGUUCCAUGGUCAACUGGCUUAUGUGACUGCAUGUCCGACCCCAAGAAUUGUUGCAUAACAUUCUGGUGUCCAUGCAUCACUUUUGGACAGGUUGCUGAGAUUAUUGACAAGGGUUCUAAUUCUUGUGGAGUAAAUGGAGCAUUAUACGCAAUAAUAAUAUGUGUGACUGGUUGUCCAUGUUGUUAUUCUUGUUUCUAUCGUUCCAAGAUGAGACAACAAUACUUGUUGAAAGAAAGCCCUUGUGGGGAUUGUUUAGUUCAUUGUUUUUGUGAAGCGUGUGCCUUGUGCCAAGAGUAUCGUGAGCUCAAAAAUCGUGGAGUUGAUAUGUCCAUUGGUUGGCAUGGAAAUGUGGAGAGGCAAAAUCGUGGAUUGAUUAUGCCACCAACAGUUGAAGGAGGAAUGAACAGAUAAUAAUCAUGAGAGAGUUUAAUAUAGUGCGUAACCAGUCAUUCAUAAUAUCAAAUAAAUCAUUUUCGUCUUUGGUAAACUUACCAAGGGCUAUAGUCACAGUGAUCCUCCUUUUUCUAUUCAAUAUCUCUAUGGGGUAAAAACGGCGUCAAGAAAAACUCUUGUUUAUUACCAAUGAAUAAUAAUGAAAGUACUUUUUUUUUUUUUUUUGUCAAAAACGAAAUAUCCAAUUGAUAAAAAUGGAAAAAAGAUGACACGACCUUUGAUGACUAUUGGUCAUAUUAUCGGGUUAUAAUUUGUUAGUGAAGUGUGAGUGCUCAGAUAUGUAAAGUCAUUGUACAUGUUUAUUAAUGUUAAUGGUUUUGUAAUGCUUUUUAUCUAAUAAUGAUUGUAUUA